CUGAGCUCCACGCUUGGUGCACCUGAUGCUUUGCUCCUCGAACAUUUGCAGGACGAGCCAGCCAGCUUGACGGCCAGUACACACAUGGGAAGCCAAGCUCUUGAAGUAGAGGUAGAUAUUCAGAUAAUGGAUCUGAAAGAUGUUUACGACAAAAAGACUAAGAAAACCAACGAGGGCCAUUUAGAAUAUACCUUAAUGGACUCAAAAGUGUCCUUGGCGAUUCGAGCAUCUGAUGAUAUCACAGGUCUUAAGGCCUACACUCGAAGAUGUGCUGAGGCUGCGAUCAAGACUCGCGAUACUACAGGUCCAGUGGAGUUAGAAGUACACAUUACACAAAGCGAGGCAAAGUGCCACCUUGUCACAGUUGAUCUUGGGUCGGUGUACAAAACACACGAAGGUGAUUCAGUCUAUAGGCUGGAAAAGGCAGAUGUAGUUCAUCGAAACAAAUGGGAACUGGUAAUAGCCAUGGAAUUUAAGUCGGGCUUGAAGGGAGUUGUGAGGUCAAGGCCAUUCAGAGUUACAACUAAGGCAAGCUUCAAAAUGAAGAGGGAUGGAGUUGAUAACUGUUUACCUAACAGUGGUAACAUGCAAAGGAUUAUUCGAAAGUUUAAGUGGUCUGACAUCAAAGAAGUAACUGAGCUGUCUGGAAGAAGCAUGCAUCCACCUUAUCGUGGAAUGAGACAGGAAUAUCUGGAUCGCGACGCCUUGAAUCGAGAUUUUGUGCGAUUUACUCUAGAGGAAGAUGAUAUUUUUACAGCACAGCACACGUUUGCUGAGAGUUUUAUGUCUCAGGAUUCUAACCAUACAUCCAGACGUAUUACUGCAGCGAAGAUCUUGCUCCGAACUAACACAGCCUUGGAUACGCGUGCGGUCAGCGCGUAUUAUAGUCAUAAUCCAAAGAUUGACUACGUUGUAGAGGAGCUUGACACUCUUGGUUUGUUGAAAUUGGUGAGAAAGCAGCCAACACUUGUCCAACCACAUGGAAAAGGAAGAAGACUCAAAAGUUCUGAAGGCGAAUUCUGGUGGGCUUGCGGAUAUUGCUUCUUCGAACGUCGCAAGAAGUCGACCAUAAAAGCUCACAUUAUGCAGAGGGUUUGCCAAAAGCCAUUAGCAAUCAAAUCGCCAUAUAAAAGGAAAAUGAGACGACAGCUCAGUCACGGAGACUUAGAGGAACAUGAGUUAGAUGGAUAUUCGUGGAAAGCCUCGCUAUCCGUUUAACGACCAAUUUCAGAUAAUAUCUUUGACAACAAUUCUGGUGUUUGAAAUUUUUGAUUAUAUAUUUUAUACUGCCUUGUUUGUUAAUAUUGUAUAAUAGAACUUCUUUGGAUCAGAACGAUGGUGUAAAAGUGAUUUAGUUGUUAUUGCUGGCGAAUGACACCACCACUUUGUUGCCAAUAUGUGGUGUACGCAUCUGACCAUAAAUUGUACAGUUUGUUUAUAAUACCCUUUUUUGUGGCAGCAUCUUUAAUGCCUGUUAUUAACUCCAAAUCGGUUAUAUGGCAGAAGUCCUUUUUAUUUAAACUAGGCAACGUAAAUUGAGAUUUGUAGUAGAUAUGUGGUCUACAACUCUGACCAUAAACUGUACAUUUUGUCUAUACCUGUUUCAUAACGGCAUUUUGAACGCUUAUUGUGACUUAAAAAUUGUAACAUAUAAGAAAUCCUUUCCAUGCAAGCUUGGAAACGUAAUUUGAGAAUUUUAGCAAAUUUUAGGUCUGCACCUUUGACCAUAAAUUGUACAGUUUGUUUAUACCUGUUUAUGGCAGUAUA
Molecule: messenger RNA, 1767 nt
Organism: Pocillopora damicornis (cauliflower coral)
Lineage: Eukaryota; Metazoa; Cnidaria; Anthozoa; Scleractinia; Pocilloporidae
Source: RefSeq, a predicted model, not a curated record